AUAUUCAUCCAUCCCAAAUUUUGAGGUUAUGUGAUUAGUAAAUUGUCAGCCUGUGGAAGUGUCGGCGUGUUACUAUUAUCACAGACCUAAUUUUAAUACAAUUUGAUUCCUGCUCACCUCCCUAAAAUGGCUUUUUAUGAUGAUAGGCGAGGACUUGAUGAUUAUGAUGACGAUUACCAUUACGAUACAGAUUAUGGAAAGCACGAUUCUUCAUCUUAUCCGAUCAUGCCAGACAUCAUCAAGAAAUUUAUCCUUCAUUUUAGGGAUGUCAUUCAAAAUGGGAGUAUAUCUGACAAACAAACUCUUUACGAAAGCACUUUCCCAAAAUUGACAGAGCAGUACUACGAUAACAGUCCAUGGCCAACAGAUAGAGAAAUCUUGAAAGAGCUUCCAGAAAUAGAAAACAGCAAUGAUGAUCACAUUUUUCUUGUUCUAUACUCAGAACUUUGCUACAGACACAUUUACGCAAGAGUUCCCGGAGGUCCUUCUUUGGAGCAGAGAUUUGAAUCCUUCUACCACUACAGCGCUCUCCUAGAUUGGAUUCUUUCGUCACCGGAGCCGGUUCGAUUGGAACUCCCUGAUCAAUGGCUUUGGGAGUUGAUUGAUGAGUUCAUUUAUCAAUUUCAAUCAUAUGCACAGUACAGAGCUCGUCUGCACCAAAAGUCACCCUCAGAACUUGAAAAGUUGGAGUCAGCUUCAAAAAUCUGGAAUGUUUUGAGUAUAUUGAAUGUCCUGCAUGUGUUCGUCGAUAAAUCCAACAUUAAACAACAGUUGGAGGCUCAUGCUAGUGGCAACAAACCUGAAUCCGUUGCCGGGGAAUUUGGAUGUCAUCCGCUGUACAAAAUGCUUGGAUAUUUCUCAUUAAUUGGUCUCCUCCGCGUCCAUUCACUUCUUGGCGACUACUAUCAAGCCAUCAAAGUCUUAGAGAAUAUAGAACUAAAUAAAAAGAGCCAUUACACGGAUGUCCCUGCAUGCCAGAUCUCAACAGCUUACUACGUUGGAUUUGCGUACAUGAUGAUGCGGCGAUAUGCAGAUGCAAUUCGCUCCUUCACAUCCAUUCUCCUCUACAUCCAAAGUGUCAAGCAGCUUUUCCAGACUCGAACUUAUCAAAACGAUCAGAUAAACAAGCAAACAGAGAAAAUGUACCAUCUUCUGGCAAUUUGUCUAGUGCUCCAUCCCCAGUGCAUCGACGAAUCUAUUCAGCAAGUGCUUCGAGAGAAGAACUACCAUGAAAAAAUGUACAAAAUGCAGUAUGGAGACACCAACGAAUUUGAAUCCUGCUUCAUGUUCGCGUGCCCAAAAUUCAUUUCUCCAGGUUCUCCGCCCCUUGAUGGGCCUCCAGAAGAUCACUCAAAGAAAGCACUGAAGUUCCAAACAGAAGUUUUCAUGGCUGAAGUGGCCCAACAGAAAAUGCUGCCCAUCAUUCGGAGUUAUUUGAAGCUGUAUACCACACUCCCGCUUACAAAAUUAGCAACGUUCAUGUCUCAAGGAGUACAUCAGUUCGGAGAUGACUGGUCGCUAGACAAAGAGGUGCAAGCUCUGACAACGCAUCUACUUUGCUUCAAGCAUAAAAUGAAGAAUGUCGUUUGGGUCAAAGGUCCUUCUGGUUUAGACGGCAGUUUCCAAUCUGGAUCGGAGUUGGACUUCUAUGUAGAUGGAGAGAUGGUUCACAUUGCCGACACCAAAGUAGCCCACCGGUACGGCGACUUCUUCAUCAAGAAAAUCCUGAAGUUCGAAGAACAGAACAACAAAUUGCGGUCAUUGAAGAUCAGCAAGGACUGAAUUUAAGUUCUAUCUGAAUUUCUUUGAUUAGUGUUAAGGUCAGUUUGACGCUGGAAUAGAGUUUUUGAAACUGCAGGGUCAGUAUUUUCGAGCAUUACUCAAGUUUUGCAUUCGAAGAUUGGAUAUCUAACUGAAGUUAGCACUGUGAAGUACAUUUUUUUAAGUUUUAUAAUAAAUAUUUGUAAAAUUUAA
Messenger RNA from Bemisia tabaci, 1974 nucleotides. RefSeq names its product eukaryotic translation initiation factor 3 subunit l (gene eIF3l). Gene Ontology annotation, cellular component: eukaryotic translation initiation factor 3 complex; cytoplasm. NCBI's taxonomy places the organism in Eukaryota, Metazoa, Arthropoda, Insecta, Hemiptera, Aleyrodidae. Gene Ontology annotation, molecular function: translation initiation factor activity. Gene Ontology annotation, biological process: translational initiation. The record is from RefSeq and is a predicted model, not a curated record.